Molecule: messenger RNA, 858 nt
Organism: Marasmius oreades (fairy-ring Marasmius)
Lineage: Eukaryota; Fungi; Basidiomycota; Agaricomycetes; Agaricales; Marasmiaceae
Exons: 4
Coding region: 1-858 (285 amino acids)
Source: RefSeq, a predicted model, not a curated record
AUGAGGAAGUACUUGCUGAAAAAGCUUGAAAAGCAGCUGACAAGCAGGCUCAAGCUCGAAGAUGUAACACUGGUCUCCAAAAAGCAGCUGAGAUUGAGGUUGUGGUGGAUCUCGAGGACGCAAAUAACUUGGACCACCCGGUUCCAUCAACACCUGAAAAAAGAAAGCGGCCCCAAGUUGACAGUCCCAAGCCCACCACAGGCAAUACCUGCUGGAGAUCCCAUUGAAGGAAAUGGUUCUUCAGAUUAUUACAACCCAGAUGCUGUAGUUGAUGAAGAAGAUCUUGAUGAUAGCGGAGAUGUGGUUGAUGUAGCAAAGUCCAGGAACUUGAGGGUAAAGGGUGGUCAGCAGGCAGCGUUGAUGCUGGAGAAGAAGAAAGUCACAGCGGUGGCACUAAGUAACACUCACACAGUGCAUGCUCCCAUGAGACCAAACCUUAAACACACACUACCACCACUCCCACUGCCUUCGUCAGAAAAAGCAAAGCACGUCCCACCAAAAUCUGCACUUCGUUCAACAUGGUUAGAAGAUUCAGCAGUACCAGUCCUCAAUGAAAACAAUGAAGCUGACUCUUUUGAGUCACCUUCUGGUACAGUUUAUCAACGCUCGCCCUCCGUAAUGUCAGGUACAGGUAGCUUUUUAUCGGGUUACCGUAGUGGAGCAGCCACCAGUGAAGGUGGUACAUCAACAAGGGCGCCCUCAGAAACCGGCGACAUGAUUAUAACAGACUUGGGAGGUGGGAUUAUCAAUGUGAGUGGGAUAUCUUCAGAUGAGGAUGGUGGACUGAUGGAGAUACUAAAUAACCACCUAACAAUACAAGAAAGUAGCCCAAUGCUCAAAUCAAAGGUAUGUGAUUGA